Marchantia polymorpha subsp. ruderalis is the source of this 1075-nucleotide messenger RNA. The record is from the annotation of a GenBank genome assembly. NCBI's taxonomy places the organism in Eukaryota, Viridiplantae, Streptophyta, Marchantiopsida, Marchantiales, Marchantiaceae.
AACACUACAUCGUUCCAACUGUUGCUGCACAGAAGUCAGUUUGCGAAGUGUUCUUACGACUAUCAGGAUGGCCACAGCAACAGCUUGCGCAUCUACCUUCUUGGCUGGACAGGCUCUCGGAGCCUCCAGCAAUGAGCUCGCCAAGAAAGUCAACGUCGGUGAAGCCCGCGUUGUUAUGCGCAAAGGAUCUGCUCCAUCCAGCAUCUGGUAUGGUGAGGACCGACCCAAGUACUUGGGCCCAUUCUCCGGUGCCACCCCAAGCUACUUGACCGGUGAAUUCCCCGGUGACUACGGUUGGGACACCGCCGGACUCUCUGCCGAUCCCGAGACCUUCGCCAAGAACCGUGAAUUGGAGGUGAUCCACGCUCGAUGGGCCAUGUUGGGAGCUUUGGGAUGUGUGACCCCCGAGCUGCUGGCCAAGAACGGCGUCAAGUUCGGCGAGGCGGUGUGGUUCAAGGCCGGAUCGCAGAUCUUCUCCGAGGGAGGCCUGGACUACCUCGGCAAUUCUGGCCUUGUCCACGCCCAGAGCAUUCUGGCCAUCUGGGCCUGCCAGGUCGUGCUCAUGGGAGCCAUCGAGGGAUACAGAGUAGCAGGAGGACCCCUGGGAGAGGUGAGCGACCCGAUCUACCCCGGAGGUCAAUUCGACCCCCUGAACUUGGCUGAGGACCCAGACACCUUCGCCGAGCUGAAGGUGAAGGAGCUGAAGAACGGAAGGCUGGCGAUGUUCUCCAUGUUCGGAUUCUUCGUCCAGGCUAUUGUCACCGGCAAGGGCCCGAUCGAGAACUUGUCCGAUCACUUGGCUGACCCAACCGUGAACAAUGCUUGGGCGUACGCCACGAACUUCACUCCCGGAAACUAGAGUGUUUGUUAUUAUGAAGCAAGGGGUUAGUGAAGCUUGUCACCUUCCCGUUGGAGGAGUGCUUCUGCUGUGUACAGGUUGUCUCACUUGUGAGCUACCUCGUGCGAGCAAUUGUAUCAUAGUUUCAGGUUCCGGAUAUUCGCUCAUGGCUCGAGAAGCUUGUAUAUUACAUGUCUGAAGUCGAUGUAAUGAAUAAAAAUGUUACAUUCAAACUCA